This is a messenger RNA of Morus notabilis, 4189 nucleotides long. Its product is annotated as protein SPA1-RELATED 2. Gene Ontology annotation, molecular function: protein binding. The record is from RefSeq and is a predicted model, not a curated record. The transcript has 9 exons. Lineage: Eukaryota; Viridiplantae; Streptophyta; Magnoliopsida; Rosales; Moraceae. The coding region runs from base 189 to 3407 and encodes 1072 amino acids. Gene Ontology annotation, biological process: photomorphogenesis.
GUGAGGUUACGCAAAAGAGAUAUUUCGUUUCCAUUUUCCGGGUUUUGCGAUUUUGCUAGUUCUGUGAAUUGUAUUCUGUAGUUCUCAAUUCCCACGGAUUUUCGCUGUCGAUUGCUUCGUUCUCGGAUGGAAUUCGUGUAGUGCAAAGGCUGUUCAAGAAUUUGAGUGAAUGAGGUCGGUUUAAAAGAAUGGACGACGGGGUGGGGGAGGAGGUGACUCCGCUGGAUGCAGCCGAGGGUGGUCACCUUCAGGGAAAGGAUAGUGAGUAUUUUACAAGACUUGAAAGCUGCAACAUGUUAGAAUCACAUGAAAUGCUAAUACCAGGUGAGAACGAUUAUUCGAAAAGCUCACAUCAGGAAUUUGGAGACAUGUUGGAUACUAAAAACAUUGGAGGUAUAAGCCAUGUAAACUCAUUAGAACACCCGUAUAAUAAUAAUCCUCGCUCCUUGGAUGAUGCUGGUGUCACGGUGGAAGAAUUAAAUGUAAGAAAUUUCAAUGGUUCCAGUUUAGCUAUUGUUGGUACAUCGACCAGUUUACGUUUAGGUAGAGUGCAGACUAGACAAAACCAGUGGCAACAUCUAUAUCAGUUAGCAGGUGGAUCAGGUAGUGGGAGUUCACGUGGAAAUGCUGCAUACAGGGACAAUGGUCAGAGAAUGACUAGUAGCUUGGAGGAUGUGGGUUACUCCUCUUUCCCUGAGUUUUUGGCUCAAAAGUCUUGCAAUGAUAAUCACAAUGAAGUUGUGGAAGAAUUGACAAAUUCUGAGAAUAGAGGGAUUUCAGCUAAUGCUCCUGGCUCUAUCCGGACAAAGAUUCUAUCUAAAUCAGGGUUUUCCGAGUUUUUUGUUAAAAACACCUUGAAAGGCAAGGGGAUCAUAUUCAAGGGCCCAUCUCAAGAUGGCUGCCAUCUUGAGUCUAGAGAUCGGAAUACUACAAAGCUUGCUGGUGGAAAUGUAGCAGCUUCUGAUGCAUUACAGAAUCACGAUGCUAAAAUUGUUAAUCAGCCUUCCCACAUGCCGAACACCAGAUCCAGGGCUGGGGCCUCUGAUUGCGAUGGAGUUAAUUUGAGAGAAUGGCUGAAAGUUGGGCGUUCUCAAGUGAAUAAAAUGGAGCGCUUGUAUGUAUUUAGACAGAUUGUGGAACUGGUGGAUUGUUCUCAUACACAAGGAGUUGCCUUGCCUAGCUUAAGACCAUCUUAUUUCAAGUUGUUGCCUUCAAAUAAGGUCAAGUACCUCAGAUCGCCUGUCCGAAAAGAAAUAUCACAGAGUCUGAUAGAUCAAGAUAUUUCUUUACCGGAGAGUAACCUGCCCAGUAAAAGGCAAGUGGAGCAGAAUGUUUUUUCCUCGGUUGGUUUGUCGGCAAAGAAGUUAAAGUUGAGUCAAAAUGCAAGAGCUCUUAAGCAGUGGCUUCAUUUUCCUUCCAAUUCAGACUUCAGACAGGCAGUUGCAAAACCUGGCCAUGUGAACAUCGCUGGUCAACAGAAUACCAUCAAUGAAUACAACGAAGAUGACCUGGUUACAAAACAUGGGACUUUAAGCAAGUCUGGCAGCCUUCUUGCCUCUAAUACAAGAGAACAUAUGGCAUUUGCAAGUGAGAAGUUGGAAGAGAAGUGGUAUACAAGUCCUGAAGAGGUGAACGAGGGCAGCUGCAAAACUUCAUCUAAUAUCUACAGUCUGGGUGUGCUUCUUUUUGAGUUACUUGCCCAUUUUGACUCAGAUAGCGCACAUGCCGCAGCUAUGUCAGAUUUGCGUCAUAGGAUUCUUCCUCCAAAUUUUCUAUCAGAAAAUUCCAAGGAAGCUGGUUUUUGUCUCUGGCUACUUCAUCCUGAAUCAUCAUCACGUCCAUCAACAAGGGAAAUCCUGCAAUCUGAAGUAGUUAGUGGGUUGCGGGAGGCAUGUGCGGAAGAUUUGUCUUCAUCUAUUGACGAGGAUGAUAAUGAGUCAGAUUUAUUAUUGCAUUUCCUCACGUCACUGAAAGACCAGAAGCAGAAGGAUGCCUCUAAGUUAGUGGAAGACAUACGGUGCUUAGAGGCAGAUAUUGAAGAAGUUGAGAGAAGGCACCAGCCCAAAGGAGACUUGGCUCGUUCUUGUUUGCAUGGUGGUUCUUCUGUCCGUGGAAGGUUAAAUACAUUUAUUCAUAAAGAACCUUCAAGCUCAGAUGAGCUUUCUCAGUUAUCCACUGUUCCUGAUGCAAAUGAGUCGAGGUUAAUGAAAAGUAUCAGUCAGCUUGAAAGUGCUUACUUCUCUAUGAGAUCCAAAAUUCAGCUCCCUGAGAAUGAUGUAACAGUACGCCAAGACAAGGAGUUGUUGAGAAAUCGGGAGAAUUGGUAUUUGACACAGAAAGAUGAAGAGAAACAAAUUCCAACUGACCGUCUGGGAGUCUUUUUUGAUGGCUUGUGCAAGUACGCUCAUUACAGUAAGUUUGAAGUGCGCGGAGUACUAAGAAAUGGGGAAUUCAACAAUUCCUCUAAUGUAAUAUGCUCCUUGAGUUUCGAUAGGGAUGAAGAGUACUUUGCAGCUGCUGGCGUCUCGAAGAAAAUAAAGAUAUUUGAAUUUAAUUCUCUCUUUAAUGAUUCUGUGGACAUCCAUUAUCCAGCGAUCGAGAUGGCAAACAGAUCAAAGCUCAGUUGUGUUUGCUGGAACAACUAUAUCAAAAACUAUUUGGCUUCAACUGAUUAUGACGGUGCAGUCAAGCUGUGGGAUGCUAGUACUGGUCAGGCUUUUUCUCAAUACAAUGAGCAUGAAAAAAGAGCGUGGUCUGUGGACUUUUCACAAGUAGAUCCCACAAAAUUAGCCAGUGGAAGUGAUGAUUGUUCUGUGAAAUUGUGGAGCAUUAAUGAUAAAAAUUCUUUAGGAACUAUCAGGAACAUUGCAAAUGUCUGCUGUGUUCAAUUCUCUCCGCACUCCACUCACUUGCUGGCAUUUGGUUCUGCGGAUUACAAAACCUAUUGCUAUGAUCUUCGAUAUGCUAAAACAGCCUGGUGUGUAUUGGCUGGUCAUGACAAAGCUGUGAGCUAUGUGAAAUUCUUGGACUCUGAGACCCUAGUUUCUGCGUCCACUGAUAACACCUUAAAGCUAUGGGAUCUCAGUAAAACCACUUCUGCUGGACUUUCCCCCAAUGCUUGCAGCUUAACACUUAGCGGGCACACUAAUGAAAAGAACUUUGUGGGUUUGUCAAUUGCUGAUGGUUAUAUAGCAUGUGGUUCAGAAACCAACGAGGUUUAUGCUUACUACAGAUCACUACCUAUGCCGAUUACUUCUCACAAGUUUGGCUCCAUCGAUUCAAUUUCUGGAAAAGAGACUGAUGACGAUAACGGCCAGUUUGUUUCUAGUGUAUGCUGGAGAGGGAAAUCAGAAAUGGUUGUUGCUGCCAACUCAAGUGGUUGUAUAAAAGUGUUGCAGAUGGUUUAAGGAAAUGUACCCGUUUAACAUCAACUAAGGUCUCAUAUCCAUCUUCACCUGUCCUUGAGCAGUUGAAAGCUAACCAUUUUUUUGAUUGGGGCUCAUUCUUAGAGCCGAAACCAGUUUGGUUGGAGACUUGGAGAUCGAGUUGACAUGAAUGCACUCGCUCUUUGACAUCUGCCUUGGAUUCUGCCCAUCCAUGUGGGACGAAGGGUAAAAUCAUCGAGAAUAUGGUAGACCAUUUUGAAUGUAAAUACCUUGCCUGAAUGAAUUGCCAGAUGGAUGGAAACUUGACUCAAACUAUAAUCAGAAGAUUGCGGCACAAUAUCGAGAUUCCGUUGAAACUAGAGCUCCAAGUGAGCAAUAACGGAAAGAUCCAAGGAUUGCAUUGAAAUAGAGCUGGUGCUUAAAAUUUGAAAUUAUAUUAUCAAGGUCAAUGUGAGAACAGGAUUCUGAGAUCAGCAGUGUCAGCAGAGCAGAUCAGGAAUCAAGUGGUAGAAACAAGAGACAUAUGGUACCAUUUUGUGACCAUCUUUUUGUAGUUGUUCCUGUGACGUGCAAGAUUAUUCCACCGUGUCCAUAGUAGUUCUUAGUGGAGGAAUGGCAUUUGUAAUUAAGUUUUUUUUUAUUUUUUAUUAUUAUUAUUAGUAUUACUAUUAAAUUCUUGAGAGUUGGAGACAAAUUAGAAACAAUUCGACUAGAAAUUCCUUUUUACUUGUAUCUGUAACAUGUAAUGUCGAAGCUCAGCUCGUAAAUUUUCUGAGUUUUUGAUUAAUACAAAAUUAUGAUGA